Molecule: messenger RNA, 1920 nt
Organism: Cyphellophora europaea CBS 101466
Lineage: Eukaryota; Fungi; Ascomycota; Eurotiomycetes; Chaetothyriales; Cyphellophoraceae
Exons: 1
Coding region: 1-1920 (639 amino acids)
Biological process (GO): exocytosis
Cellular component (GO): exocyst
Molecular function (GO): phosphatidylinositol-4,5-bisphosphate binding
Source: RefSeq, a predicted model, not a curated record
AUGGCAGGGCCCAAAAACGCCGCCUUCGCCGAGGAGUCGGCAGAAGUGGAGGUCCUCCUCGCGUCUCUCACCAAGACCAAGGACCUCACGAAACGCAUAGCCUCAAGCCUCAAUCGGCUGGACUCGAGCGGAAAGAUCGUCCGCGAUGCCAUCGGGCCCAUUUACUCGAAUACACAGCAGCUGCAAACGACAAGCCGGAACAUUGACCGGGUCAAUGAAGCCAUCGAGCGCCUCCGCCAGCCGUUGGACACGCGCGGUCAGGAGGAAACGAUCAUCCGCGCGGGGCCCAAGGCUAGUGGACUGCCUCAGUAUCUGAGCGCGUUAAAACGCGUGGAUAAGGCACUGGGCGAUAUGGCCAGUACGAACCUGAGGUCGAAUCAGGCUGCCAUCAGCGAGUACCAUGGGCUGCUGACCACGGGCGUAAAUCAGCUGCAGGAUUUGUACAGGGGCAUGCUGCAGGAGGACGUGACGACUGUGGAACCGCUACAUUACAUUACCAAGAAUCUACCGUUUCCGACUAUUCCGCAGGAGAGGGUGCAGAUGCUGGGCCAAGUUGCGGGCGCGAUUGCUAGUGCGAGCGCUCAGGCGGCGAAACUGGGCCAGAGGGAUGAGGACGUUGCGGCCAAGUUCUAUGCAGAGAUCAGAGGCGAAUAUUUGAACAAGUCUCUGCAAAACCUCGCGACUGGGAGUAUAUCGACCGUGAAGGUGAAGAAGGACGACUCAAAGGUCUACAAACAGGGCGACAGCGGCAUCUCCGCCUAUGCUCAAGGAUUGGAGGGCAUGAUUCUCGCCGAGCACGAGAACACUUCACGCAUCUUCCGCAACGAGUCCCCUCGGAUGCUCUCUCAGACCUGCGCGCCAGCACUGGCGACCUUUUCUCGCACGCUCACCGACCUUAAUCGGCACAUCAAAUCCCGUCUGCUCACCGACUGCUUCCUAUCGUACGAGAUCCUCGAACUCAUCACUCCCCUCUCCUACCGCCUAGAGUCUCGCACCAAUGCCUUACGCCCACAAUUCUCCGAUGCCUUGCGCCCCAUCCGCGACGUCGCGCGCUCCUCGCUCAGUGAGAUCUUGACCCAAACGCGCUCGAGCGCCGAAGCCACCCCAUCACUACCACCAGACGGCAGCCCCAUUGCCUUCGUCAAUCAAACCUGCCUCCGCCUACAAGCCUUCUCCACCUUCGACCGCCCCGUCCUCACGCUCCUGUCCUCCCUCGGCGACGGCGGCUGGCGAUCCAACACCAGCACCGGCGCCUCCCCGUCAACCCUCUCGCUCGAACUCACCCCCUCGACCGAGAACCCCACUCUACUCUCACACUACCUCCUCGACGUGCUCACCGCGCUCCUCGACCCCCUCGUCUCGCGCGCCACCACCCUCCACCGCUCCAAGCCCCUCCAAGGCAUCUUUCUCCUCAACUGCACCGCCCUCCUCUCCCGCGCCAUCACCACGCACCCGGACCUCGCGCGCUACCUCUCCAUCACCCCGCACUCCACCAAGCUCGACGGCUACCGCAAGACCGCCGCGAGCCUGUACCUCUCGGCGUGGCGCGAACCCUCCGCGCACCUCCUCGACACCAUCAGCACCUCGUCGUCCGCGGGUGGCAAAGCCGGCGGGCCCAACACGCGCAACAGCGGCGCCCUCGACAGCACGCAGAUCGUCAAGAGCCUAAACUCCAAAGACAAAGACAAGAUCAAGGAAAAAUUCAAGGCCUUCAACGCCAGCUUUGAGGAGCUCGUCGCCCGCCACAAGAGCAUGUACAUGGAGAAGGAGGUGAAGGGGGCCAUGGCUCGCGAGGUCACCGCCAUGAUCGAGCCGCUGUACGCGAGGUUUUGGGAUCGGUAUCGCGAGGUGGAUAAGGGGAAGGGGAAGUGUGUCAAGUAUAGCAAAGGGGAGUUGAGUGCGGUGUUGGCGGGGUUGUGA